This is a messenger RNA of Drosophila santomea, 726 nucleotides long. Its product is annotated as ubiquitin-conjugating enzyme E2-18 kDa. Bases 99 to 641 code for a protein of 180 amino acids. Lineage: Eukaryota; Metazoa; Arthropoda; Insecta; Diptera; Drosophilidae. The transcript has a single exon. The record is from RefSeq and is a predicted model, not a curated record.
GGAAAAUCCAGACCAGAACUUCCAAGCUCGCAGACAAGAACACACGCAAUCUCUUACACCCGCAAACACAAAAAGCAAAAACCAAAAAAAAAUACAGGAUGGCCAAAAAGGAGGAGCCUCUCAUGGACGGACCCAAGCGGAUGAACCGCGAGCUGGCCCUGAUGCUGGAGGAUAAGCAGAACCUGCAGUUCCGCAACCUCCUGGUGGAGCCGAACAACAUCUACAAGUGGACGGGACUCCUGAUGCCGGUGGCACCGCCCUAUGACAAGGGAGCCUACAAAAUGGAGAUCGACUUCCCGCUGGACUAUCCAUUCAAGCCGCCGCGCAUCCACAUCAACACAAAGAUGUACCACCUGAAUGUGAAUGAGCGUGGUCAGGUGUGUGUGCCCAUUCUGGAGACCGAGCACUGGAUCCCAACCACGCGGAUUGACCAGGUGCUGCAGGUGCUGCUGGCCACCAUCAAUGAUCCCCAGCCGGAGAAUGCCUGGCGCAUCGAAAUGGCCGGCGAGUAUCGAAAUGAUCCGGUGCGAUUCUUCAAAAUGGCCAAUGCCUGGGUGGAGAAGUACAGUGAACCCCGGCCCACCGAAGAGGAGCUCGCCAAGUUUGCCCGCAAGCGAAAGAAAGCGAUGACGAAGAGAUAGAGGUUGUACUGUAUUAUAUGUCAAUUUUGACCUAAGAGAGCUUUGCCUAAAGUCCUAAAAUAAAACAAAUUAUCACUUAAAACCA